Molecule: messenger RNA, 715 nt
Organism: Chrysoperla carnea
Lineage: Eukaryota; Metazoa; Arthropoda; Insecta; Neuroptera; Chrysopidae
Gene: Scp1
Product: sarcoplasmic calcium-binding protein 1
Exons: 4
Coding region: 91-699 (202 amino acids)
Molecular function (GO): calcium ion binding
Source: RefSeq, a predicted model, not a curated record
UUCUUUUGAAUUUAUUAUAAUUUUAAAUAUUACUAUAAUUAUUAAAUAUUAUUUAUUUAAACGUUAAUUAGAAGUGAUCGCGGGAGUAACAUGGCUUAUAGUUGGGAUAAUCGUGUUAAUUUUGUUGUAAGACAUUUAUACGAUAUUGAUAGUAAUGGAUAUUUGGACGAAAGAGAUUUCUUUUGUCUAGCCUUACGUGCUACAAUCAUUGAUGGAAAGGGGCAAUUUAGUAACUCAAAGUUACAAGAAUAUCAACAUGUUAUGUUAGGUUUAUGGGAAGAAAUUGCUGAAUUAGCAGAUUUUAAUAAGGAGUUAUUACAGGAUGGUAGAAUUAGUACGGAUGAAUUUAAGGAAGCUGUACAACAAACAUGUAUUGGACGUAAAUAUGAAGAUUUUCCACAAGCAAUGAAAAUGUUUAUCGAUUAUAAUUUUAAGAUGGUUGAUUUAAACGAUGAUGGUAUUAUAACAGCGGAUGAAUAUCGUUUUAGUUGUGUUACGAAAUUUGCUAUUGAUGAUAUUGAAUCGGUGGAUGAGUCAUUUGAUAAUUUGUUGAAUGAUGAUGAUCGAAGAAGAGGUGGUAUUACAUUAUCACGUUAUCAAGAAUUAUAUGCAGAUUUUUUAGGUAAUCCAGAUGAAUGUCCUGGUAUAUAUUUAUUUGGACCAUUAUCAGAAAUUGCUUACACGGAAAUCGAAUCGUGAUUUUUAUUUUAAAAAA